CACCUCCACCCGCCGGAAACCCUCCUCCGCCUCCGCCUCCGCCUCCGCUUCUGGGUCUUCUUCGUCGGCCGCGUCCCGCCUCGCGCGGCUGCUGGACUGGGGAGCCGUGAGCGAUGCUGCCUCGCUGCUGCGCCCCACGUGUUCGACGGAAUGCCUCGGCUGCGCAGACUCCAAGAACCGCUAGGAUUAGGCGCUCCCUGGGGUCCCUUUUAGUUCCCCUCUGACGAAUCGUAGCCCUUUUUUCUCGCUUGUCCGGUUGGAUUUUACUGUGGUUUGGUGUGUGGAUUUUCGUUGGGUUGUAGAGUUUAGAGAGAUCGAGAAGUGUGCUGAUUUGGGUUUACUCCGGUAGCGUUUAGGUGGUUGUUGCUGCUUUUAUGGGAGUUCCUGUCGUCCAGAAGUACGAUUCUUGGACUGCGGACCUUCCGAUGACUGAUUGCGGCGGCGGCGAGCGCUGCGACCUCGGCCUCCGGCCUAUUAACGGAGUUCGAGGCGGUGCUAUGGAGCAGCGUGGUGACGGUAUGGAUGGGCCGUCGGUGUCCCCACCGGAGAGAGUCCCCACGCCGUCUUCGGCGAGGUACGCCGGGUGGCGGCGCCUCUCGUCACCUGGUCCUCUCCGAUGCUCAACAAGGAGUGUUGGGUAUGAAGAUGGUGAUGACUCUGAGCGGUAUUUCUCUCCGCACAGUGAGUUUUCUCAGGACACAUCAGAUACAGAUUCGGUGAGCACAAGUAUUAGUAGGAUGUACACCUUCAGAUUGGGGACUUCGAGCCCAAUAGAAAGUCCCGUGAGACGAUUGGGACUAGAAGACACAAGUCCAUCCUCCAGGAGGAGUUGUCACUCUCCUGUCUACCCUUUGAAUUCUGGUCAUGUCUCUGAGGAUGUUGAUUAUUCUAGCUUUGUGGAUUCACCUGUUUGUGAUGAUGAACAACAUAGCAAUGCCUCAAUACCGAUUGAUUUUGAGAGUAACAGGCUCAUUUGGUAUCCGCCCCCACCUCAGGACGAGGGUGAUGACUUUGAAAAUGGUUUUUUUGAAUACAAUGAUGAUGACGACGAUGGCAAUGAUGUUGGUGAUGCGAAUACCUUCACUCGUGUUAACGAUGAUCACGGUGAUUAUGAUGAUUUAUUGGGCAUCAAAGGAAAAAAUAAUAUAUCUCAUAAAGAGUUCCUGAGGAAUGCUUUACAUGGGCAUUUCAGGGCUCUUGUGUCCCAGCUGCUCCAAGGACAUGGAGUUGAUCCUGUGGAUGUAUGGUCAGACAUGGUAUCCUCAUUAGCAUGGCAGGCAGCUACUUUUGUUAGGCCAGAUACAAGUAAAGGUGGUAGCAUGGAUCCUACCGACUAUGUCAAAGUCAAAUGUGUAGCAUCAGGGAAUCCGAAUGAUAGUACUUUCAUUAAAGGUGUAGUUUGUUCUAAGAAUGUAAAGCAUAAACGCAUGGUGUCAAAGCAUGAGAAUCCUAGAUUGCUACUUUUGGGGGGAGCACUGGAACACCAAAAGGUUUCGAACAAACUAGCAUCGAUAAACAGCAUUCUUGAACAGGAAAAGGAAUACCUUAAGAAUGCAGUUGCAAAAAUAGAGGCACAACGACCUCAUGUUGUGCUUGUUGAAAAAAGCGUGCCACUAUAUGCUCAACAGCUUCUUGCAAAAGAUAUCUCUUUAGUUCUGAAUGUCAAGAGAUCACUUCUAGAAAGGAUAUCACGCUGCACAGGUGCUCAAAUUGCUUCAUCCAUUGAAAAUGUUACUUCAGUAAGGCUUGGACAGUGCCAAACAUUCUGGAUUGAACGAGUUUCAGAAUCUUCAUCACCAAAGAAUGCAAACAAGAAGUCUGCCAAGACACUGAUGUUUUUUGAUGGUUGUCCAAGACGGUUGGGCUGCACGAUCCUUCUAAGAGGCCCAUCCUAUGAAGAGUUAAGGAAGGUCAAACUUGCUCUACAGUUUGCACUAUUUGCAGCAUAUCACCUAUCACUUGAGACCUCAUAUCUUGCAGAUGAGGGUGCAACUCUACCAAAGAUCCCUUCAGAUCUUUCAGUUCUUCAACUUGAGAAUCAUGUAGAUGGUGGGAACUGUUCCUCAGGUUACUGUCUUCAGGAUUUUAAUGAUUUUCAGAUUUCUGGUGAGAGAACUUCAGAAAAUGGGUGCAACAAACCGGCAAAUUGCCUUAAUGAUUCUGUAAAACCGCUAUCCACGGAUAAAUCUUUUCUGGAGCCUAACUUAAAUCAGGAAGAGUGCAUUGGUGGCACUAAUGGUUUGUAUCCUCGUUCUCCAAGAUCCUCCCUUGAUAAUGGUUGUAUACCACCUCCAGACAUAACUGUUCAGACAUCCAAAAGUUCACCCACUCAGGUCAGGAAAAGGACACAAAUGGGACCAUGUUUUCAUAGAGUUGAAAGUGACUUGGACAAUGGUUGGCACAAUAUAUCAGAUGAAGAACAUGCAGGAUUAGCCAUACGUGACUAUAAUGAAAACCACGGCGAAUAUUUCCCUACAUCUGAUAAUCCACAAAGCAUUUUAGUAUCCUUGUCAAUUGCAUGUCCUCAGAGAGGGGUUGUAUGCAAGCAAUCGCAGCUCUUUCGCAUAAAGUUCUAUGGUAAUUUUGAUAAGCCACUUGGAAAAUAUUUCCGUGAAGAUUUAUUUAAUCAGAUUUCAUGCUGUGAAUCUUGCAAGGAGCCAGCAGAAUCUCAUGUUCGAUGUUACACCCAUCGACAAGGCAGUCUCACAAUCAGUGUUAGAAAUCUUGCCUCCGUAAGGUUACCUGGCGAGAAUGAUGGGAAGAUAUGGAUGUGGCACAGGUGUCUCAGGUGCAAACCUAAAGAUGGAAUCCCUCCAGCAACUCAAAGAGUAGUUAUGUCUGACGCAGCACGUGGACUUUCUUUUGGCAAGUUUUUGGAACUUAGCUUUUCAAACCACACAACAGCCAAUCGGAUUGCCUGCUGUGGACAUUCCCUUCAGAGGGACUGUCUUCGUUUUUAUGGGUAUGGAAGCAUGGUUGCUGUCUUCCGCUAUUCUCCUGUAGAUAUUCUCUCUGUGAACUUGCCACCUGCAGUAUUGGACUUUACUUAUCCAGUGGCUCAAGAUUGGAUCGUCAAAGAUGUUGCUGAUGUAACCAGCAGGAAGGAGCACCUUUACAAGGAGAUAUUCGACAAACUGGAUUCAAUUGAAAACAUCGUUUUGGCCCAAAACAUGACCAUGAAGACAGGCUUGCAUAAACAUGUUGUUGAUCUUAAGGAUUUGAUUAAAGUUGAGUGGAAGAAGUAUGAUGUAUUGUCAAGGUUUUCUAGCAUAGAAAACCUUCAUACUCUUGAACCAGCUAUAGAUAUUCUAGAGCUCAAUUGCCUGAGGAGAGAGCUUGUAAUCGAUGCACAUAUAUGGGAUCGCAGACUGUACAUGAUGCAAGCACUUACUAAGGAAAACUGUCAUACUGAACCAACUGACAUGCAGUGUCUUGAUAAGCUUCCUGAGUGCUCGGUAGAAAAGUCAAAGGUUGAGAUUCCUGAUACACAGGAGAAUCUGGAGAAUUCACUAAAACUUACUCAAUCAAGUUCGACAGUGGCUACUAAUAGUGUAAAACCAUUACUCAGGGGAGAACGGAUUGACACAACCGUGACACAUUUUGGGUUGAAAACCGACAUUACAGGUGAAGUACCUCUCCAGUCUGCUGAAGGUUGUUCCAGCUCAGUUGUCCCAGGCCCAUCUGAAAGACCAAAUGAUGGGAUACUGACUAAUGAGCUUGAAAAAACACUCGAGAGAACACGGUCUUCUGCAUCCAAUCUUUCUGAUAGAAUUGACUUAGCAUGGACUGGCUCUAGUCAGUUUGCUAAUGACCCAUCAAAAUGUAGCAUGGAGGCACUUCCAGUUAUACCUGCUGCUCUGGUGGAUCAUCCCUCAUACCAGAAAGUCAUGGCACCAAUAAGAAUCAAUUCAUUUGAUUCUGCCAUCAAUUUCAAAAAUAGGUUAUCACCUUCAGAUGACUCAGAUGGAAUAAUUAGAAGAGCUUAUUCUCAAAAGCCUCCAAAGGCUCUUGAGAGAACAGGCCAGGUUUUGUGCCCAACAUUCAAAAAUGAGCUGUCAGUUCCUGAAAUAAUGCAUGGUGAAGGUCGUUUUCUUCUACCUCAAAAUGCCACAGAUGUUGUUGUUCCAAUUUAUGAUGAUGAACCAUCCAGCAUGAUAGCCCAUGCCAUGACUGUUCCUGAUUAUCAUAAAUUUUUGUCGCCAUUGCUGGACCAGCAUAAUGACUUGGCCAAAUUUAGUGCUGGGAAUUCUUUGGAUCAGGAUUCCUCUUCUAGGAGUUCGUUAGAUGUGUCAACGUGGAACUAUAGUUCCGACCAACCUCGAACUGGAAAUAAUGAUUCCAAGGAUAUUCAUUUGACACUUUCUUUUGAGGAUGACGAUUCAAUUUCUGUGGAUAAAGCUAAAUUUUCUGUAACAUGUUAUUUUGCAAAGCAGUUUGAUGCAAUCAGGAGAAAGUGUUGUCCAGAUGAGCUGGACUACAUUCGUUCUUUGAGUCGAUGUAAGAGAUGGAGUGCUCAAGGUGGCAAGAGUAAUGUAUACUUUGCCAAAACACUAGAUGACAGAUUUGUCAUAAAGCAAGUGACACGAACAGAACUAGAUUCAUUUGAGGACUAUGCAGCUGAAUACUUCAAAUAUUUAACAGAAUCUGUAUCUUCAGGAAGCCCCACGUGCCUUGCUAAAGUCCUUGGUCUUUACCAGGUUGUUGCCAGGAACUUGAGAGAUGGAAAGGAACUAAAGUUGGAUGUAAUGGUCAUGGAAAAUCUUUUUUACAAGAAGAAGAUAUCAAGAAUAUAUGACCUGAAAGGCUCUUUGCGUUCCCGCUACAACCCUGAUACAUCAGGAAAUAACAAAGUUCUCUUAGAUCUGAAUUUAUUAGAGACACUUCAUACAAAGCCCAUUUUUCUUGGAAGCAAAGCAAAGCGAAGGUUGGAGCGAGCUGUCUGGAAUGAUACUUCUUUUCUGGCGUCGGUGGAUGUGAUGGAUUACUCACUAUUAGUUGGCAUUGACGAAGAAAGCAAAGAGCUUGUGAUGGGAAUUAUCGACUAUCUUCGUCAGUAUACCUGGGACAAGCAGCUAGAGACUUGGGUGAAGGCGUCAGGAUUUCUGGGUGGCUCCAGAGACGUGCUCCCAACUAUCAUAUCCCCAGAUCAGUACAAGAAGAGGUUCAGGAAGGCCAUGUCGAGGUACUUCUUAACUGUCCCUGACCAAUGGUCAUCUUGAUGUCUUGAUGCCAAGCAUCAGAAGAUGCAUCCGGAUCGAGUGCAAAAUGAAACGAAGGGAGAAGAUGCCGAUUCUUUUAAUAACUUUUUUCUUUGUUUUUGUUAGAAUAGUCGAUCCUAUUGUGCCUCGUGUAUGUUAUUUUUGUCACAACGGGCAGGAUCGAGCUCCCUGGAGAGUGCUGGCACCUAUGGUCAUUCAAUCCAGGCAGCCUAGAGAUCAAUACGUGUAAAUUUCACCACACUAUAACAUGAAUUGUAUAAAGAAUGGGAAAUACGCGAGUUCUUUGCAAUUGCAAA
Molecule: messenger RNA, 5515 nt
Organism: Oryza brachyantha (malo sina)
Lineage: Eukaryota; Viridiplantae; Streptophyta; Magnoliopsida; Poales; Poaceae
Product: putative 1-phosphatidylinositol-3-phosphate 5-kinase FAB1C
Exons: 11
Coding region: 375-5219 (1614 amino acids)
Biological process (GO): phosphatidylinositol phosphate biosynthetic process
Cellular component (GO): endosome membrane
Molecular function (GO): ATP binding; 1-phosphatidylinositol-3-phosphate 5-kinase activity
Source: RefSeq, a predicted model, not a curated record